GGUAGUGGGAAGCGGGGAGCACGGCGGCGUCCGGGACGCACCGGCCGGGGCUCCGGUGCUCGGGAGCAGCGGCAGUGGCCCCGGAGGAUGGCCUCCUGUCCGUGCCUUUGAAGUUUUGCGCAAGGACGACUGCUGUGGGGACACAUGGCUACGGCUAGCAAGGGCAGCAAGGUGAAGGGGGGGGGCGUGCGCUUCGCCCCCAGCCAGCUCGCUGAGGGGGCCCACGGCCACGUGCACUUCGAUGAGAAGCUCCACGACUCCGCGGUGAUGGUGACGCAGGAGAAGGACGGCAGCUUCCUCGUCAAGGUGGGAUUCCUGAAGAUCCUCCACAAGUAUGAGAUCACGUUCCUCCUGCCCCUGGUGCAGAGGCUGGGGAAGGAUGUCUGUGCUGUUCCCCUCCCCAAUAUCAACCUCCGAGUCAUCAGCAUCACCUCCCUGCCAGAAGGCUACAGUGUGAAGUGCGAGUACACGGCGCACAAGGAGGGGGUCCUGAAGGAAGAGAUGGUCCUGGCCAGCGAGGCCGGCGAAGGCGCCUGCAUCAAGGUGGUGGUCCAAGCCCGUGUCAUGGACCGGCACCACGGCACACCGAUGCUCCUGGAUGGGGUGCGCUGCAUCGGCGCAGAGCUGGAGUACGACUCGGAGCAGAGUGACUGGCAUGGCUUCGAC
Messenger RNA from Haliaeetus leucocephalus (bald eagle), 666 nucleotides. It is a transcript of the gene ADISSP, whose product is annotated as chromosome unknown open reading frame, human C20orf27. NCBI's taxonomy places the organism in Eukaryota, Metazoa, Chordata, Aves, Accipitriformes, Accipitridae. The annotation marks the transcript as partial. The transcript has 6 exons. The record is from RefSeq and is a predicted model, not a curated record.